AUGCUUGCAAGAUGCUCAAUAAAGCUUCUUGUUUACUUAUUUAUCUGGAGCAUAUUACUGUUUGUGGCCACUCUGGUUCGAAUAGACAUCGCGAAUUAUAGGAAGAGGCAAGUAGAAAACGCGAUUGAUGAGAAUCGACGGUUUUCCUCCGGAGGAACUGUGUCUCAUGUCUAUCAUACCCCCACAGCCGAGCCUUACUACAACUCAAGAAAAGACGAUGAUCUCUGGCGUGCCUUUGUCCAUCAAAAUUUGCCCGAUUUGCCAGUAGAGGACAAUGAGGAGCAAGAACAGCUGAAGAAGAAGCGGUAUUUUGUAAAUAGCGAAAAUGAGAGCUUCCAGAUUUACAAUGACUACCACGUUCUCGACGAUGAUUUCAUAACCAUCUUAGUUCAAGUUCACGAUCGCCUGGAUCUUUUAAAAGUCCUCCUUGAUUCCUUGAAAUCGGUCAGGGGAAUCCAGAAGAGCCUGCUUGUCAUCUCGCUUGAUACACUCAUUCCGGAAAUCGAAGACUACCUCAAGACAAAUGUCCAUUUCUGUCAACUUGCAAUCAUUCAUCAUCCCUUCAGUAUGGCAUUCUACAAGGAUCAAUUCCCCGCGCAGAGCCCGAACGAUUGCCCAAAAGAUUCGAAGAUGGCGGCUGACGUAAACUGCAACAAGGAGGCGAAGGCCGAUAAGUAUGGCCAUUUCAGAGAGGUCAAAUACAGUCAGAUCAAGCUCCAUUGGACUUGGAAGCUCAACUAUAUUUUCAACCGGGAAGACAUUAACACUGUUCUUCUCCUAGAAGACGAUCAUUUCUUGGCUGAAGAUGCUCUCUGGCAGAUUCAAAACUCCAUCGUUCCAGUUAUUCGAGAGUCAAAGGAUUUUAUGGUUGGAACAUUGGGAACGUACAUCAAGUCGAAGACCGCGCCUAAUUACAAAACGGACUAUCUGAGAACUGGAGUCUGGAUAUCUGGUCAGCACAACAUGGGAAUGAUUGUCGACAGAAGUUUUUACGAGAAUUUGAAGCUUCACUCGUCUAAGUACUGUUUCUACGACGAUUAUAAUUGGGACUUCAGUCUCAUGGCGCUCGCUGUCGAACAAAAGUGGAAAGUUAUUUUCCCUGUGAUGCCCAGGAUCUACCACAUGGGCGGGGACUGCGGUUACCAUUCCAAGUCUCACUCCUGUAAUCUUACAGGCGCUCUAGAAUUCGUAGAGAAGACCCUUUCAUCAUCCAAGGAACUUCUCUUUUCCAAAAUAUCUCAUCUCUCAAACACCGGCCCGACAAAGUACCCCAAGCUCAAAGCGAAUGGAGGAUGGGGCGACGUGAGAGACCAGCGCUUAUGCCUAUAUCAGUUCACUUCCGAAAGCGACCCGAUUAGAAAUCUGUAG
Oikopleura dioica is the source of this 1368-nucleotide messenger RNA. The record is from the annotation of a GenBank genome assembly. Lineage: Eukaryota; Metazoa; Chordata; Appendicularia; Copelata; Oikopleuridae.